Octopus sinensis (East Asian common octopus) is the source of this 3052-nucleotide messenger RNA. Its product is annotated as zinc finger protein 836-like. Gene Ontology annotation, molecular function: DNA-binding transcription factor activity, RNA polymerase II-specific; RNA polymerase II cis-regulatory region sequence-specific DNA binding. The record is from RefSeq and is a predicted model, not a curated record. Gene Ontology annotation, cellular component: nucleus. Gene Ontology annotation, biological process: regulation of transcription by RNA polymerase II. Bases 303 to 1790 code for a protein of 495 amino acids. The transcript is spliced from 3 exons. Lineage: Eukaryota; Metazoa; Mollusca; Cephalopoda; Octopoda; Octopodidae.
CACUCAGUGAUAUUUACGCUGUGUUGCGUUCACCAAAUUUUAUAAACAUUGCAGUUGUAACAUUUACUUACUCUCUCUUAAUAAUAACUAAUUAUCUCCUGUAAUUAACUUAAGAGAUUAUUUAUUAAGCAAACGAAGAAGAAGAAAAUAGUGAUAUCCUGUGAGAAAUAUUUAUAAAAAUAUUUCACUGAAAAUGAUCGACAUAUUUAUCAACUUUUGAAGGCUAAAACUAAUUCAUUCAUCAAACUGAUGCCAACCCGUUUUUUAUAACUCAGGUUUGGAUAGAUGUGGAACACAAAGUUAUGAAUAAGAAAGCAAAGCUUGAGUAUAUUGACUCAUCUACCCAGACACAGGAAAAUGCAAAAGAGAAAUCCUACCCUUGUGAUAUAUGCAGAAGAUCAUUAACAACAAGAAAGAAUUUAAUUCAGCAUAAAUUAAAUCACUCAGUCUCCAAGCUGUACCCCUGUGAAGUUUGUGGUAAAAAGUUUACUACAAAUCGUUCCUUGUCUCUCCACAAACAUAUUCAUACAGGAGAAAAGCCACACUGUUGUGAUAUCUGUGGUAAAGCAUUUUCUCAAAAUAGUAAUUUAUCUUCCCACAGACGUAUACAUACAGGUGAGAAACCAUAUCACUGUGAUGUCUGUGGUAAAUCAUUCUCUGUAAAUGGUAGUUUAUCUUAUCACAAACGUACACACACAGGGGAGAAACCAUAUCAUUGUGAUAUCUGUGGUAAAACAUUCUCUCUGAAUGGUAGUUUAUCUUAUCACAAACGUACACACACGGGAGAGUACCCAUAUCGUUGUGAUAUCUGUGGUAAAUCAUUUUCCCGGAGUGGUGGUUUGUCUUACCACAAACUCGUUCACACUGGAGAGAAACCAUACCACUGUGAUAUCUGUGGUCAAAUGUUCUCUCACAGUGGCAGUUUGUCUUCUCACAAACGUAUUCACACAGGAGAGAAACCAUAUCACUGUGAUAUCUGUGGUAGAACAUUUUCGCAGGGUGGUAGCUUGAUAUCUCACAGGCGAAUCCAUACUGGAGAGAACCCGUAUUAUUGUGAUAUUUGUGGUAAAACAUUUUCUCAGAGUGGUGGCUUGUCUUACCAUAAACUUGUUCAUACAGGGAAAAAACCAUACUGCUGUGAUAUCUGUGGGAAAUCAUUCUCUCAAAAUUGUAAUUUAUCUUCUCAUAAACGUAUCCACUCUCGUGGGAAAGCAUGCUAUGAUGGCAGAACGUCCAGGGAAUUAUUGUUAAAAGAGAAAAUUAUGCAUCCUGGAGAUAAAUUAUACUGCUGUGAUAUUUGUGAUAAAACAUUCUCUAACAACAGUAAUUUAAGGAGGCAUAAACGAACUCAUACUGGGGAGAAACCAUACGACUGUGAAUUUUGUGGGAAAGAAUUUUCAUCUAAUUUCAAUUUAAAGAAACAUAAAACUAUUCACACUGGAGAUAGACCGUAUCGCUGUGAAGUAUGUGGUAAAAGUUAUUCAUGCAAUGUACAUUUGAAGAGACAUGAAAUGGUUCACUCAGAAGAGAGACCUUAUUACUGUGAUAUUUGUGGUAAAACAUUUGCAAGUAGUAGUGACAUAACAAGACAUAAAAUAGUUCAUACAAAGGAGAAACUAUUCCAGUGUGAAAUUUGUGGUAAAACUUUCUCAUAUAAUGGUGAUUUGAAACAACAUAAAAUGGUUCACACUGGGGAGAGACCAUACCGCUGUGACAUAUGUGGUAAAGCAUUCUCUAGAAGAUAUGGUGUAACUAGGCAUAAAAUGGUUCACAUUCGAGAAAAUCCAUAGUUAUGGACUAUUAUAGUUAUUGGUAUCUGUCCAUGAGAAGAAGAAUGAAAUGAGAUUUGAUGUUUAUUUCUUUCUGUGGCAUUUACAGAAUCCAUGUUGAUUAGCUACAACCAAGAAUUGAAACCCAGGCUUCAAAUUCCAUUUGAUGAACAGCUAGAGAUCUUGUAAGAUUGUUUACAUUUUCUGUCAUGUGGUUCCUAAGGGAGAGAAAUUCCACCUUUGUGAAAUCUUUCAUAAACGAUUUUAAAGAAAAUGAUGACUCAAUUAAACAUUUUAAAAAUUAAGUUAUUCAUCCUCACCAACACCACCACCACCAAUCAAAUGUGGCUGAUGUUCUAGCUAGAACAUCUGGAGGGAAAAUCUUGGUGGAGAGAGAAUGGUUCUAAUGUUUGCAAUAGAUGAAUUGUGCUAAGAGCAACCAGUGAGUAGGUUUUGUUAAAUCUGAUGAUGCGUUGGAGCUACAGCCUAUGGAAAUGAUUUACAGUGAAAAUACAAUCUAGCAGCAUUGUUUUAUUGACAGGAAAACAUUUCCUGAAUAUAUUGAUUCUAGGAAUUGAGCUAAACAAGAUAUCGUUAUAUUGGGAAAAUUUAUUUUUUAAGAAAUUCAUUCAUAUUUAACAUAAAUUGCUUCAGACUGAGAAGAUGGCAUGCUUUGUUGUCCAAAAAUAUUAUGUUGAACAAUGAUAGGAAAAAGUCAUUUUUAUGACAUGUACAAAUCCUAGCAUUGGAGAGUGGACAUUAAACAUUACAAAUAAAUAGACUGGAUCUUUUUGGUUUGAACGGCAGUUUUUAACAAUUUCUAGGUAGCUAAAAAAUUUUAAACUCCGUAUACUGGUAGAAUGUGUUUAUAAAACACCUUUUUCUCUUGGCUUUAUUGAGAAAAUUUUAUAGAAAAGAUCCUUAGUAAUAAAAGAAACCAUACAUCAAAAAUCUUGCAAAACAGAUAUAUAAACAUAACAACGUGAGCCCUAGUCAGACUAGCAAGACGCUGAAGGACACUGUAUUCAGUUGCCUAUGGAAAACCAUGACGACUCAACAGCUUCAGUUUAUUAAACAAUGUGUCUCCUCCAAAAUAUGCAUUAACAGAGUCACAUCCAAUGUUGAACAGCUUGAUCUCACCAAAGACCAAGCUGAAAUGCUAAAAAGAACGCUGAUGGCGAAUAUUAAAAACAAAAUAUACAAAGAACUAAGCAAGCAAGAAAAACGCAAACGCAUAUUCAUCACCAUCAUCAUCAUCAUCGUUUAACGUCCGUUUUCCAUGC